UGCGACAUUGCAAGUGCCGUGUUGCGGUAGCGUGGAAAUCCGCGAGCUCGCUCUGGUUGCCAUGGCCAUGUCGCUGACCAUCACUGGGCCGUGAUUCGCAAUGAGUCGUCUGCGUGGAUUUUGCAAGACUUUUUGGGCGUUAUUUUCGUUGCCGUUAUUAUCAAAAGCAUUCGGAUCGGCAGUGUGAAGGUCGCAUCUCUGCUCUUGAUUCUCUUCUUCCUUUACGACAUCUUUUUCGUGUUUAUUACCCCGCUGUUCACCAACGAUGGCGAGAGUGUGAUGGUGCAAGUCGCCACGGGCUCUGGAUCGACCAACGAGCAGCUGCCGAUGGUGCUCAAGCUCCCACGCCUUGUAGAUCCGUACAGCGGCAGCUGUGGCGUCGCCUACACUGUGCUGGGCUUUGGCGACUUGGUCAUGCCGAGUUUUCUGCUUGCAUUCUGCCUCAUGUUUGACUAUCGACGACAUUUGGUGGACACUGUUGUCAAGGGCUCGCUUCGCGGUCGCCUCACACUUGCCAUGUUUGAGACGGGCAAGCGACGCAGCGCGCGGGGCUCGCAAGACGACGCAGCUGGAUCUGCCGACUCUUUGCCCCACGAGCAUGUCGGCGUGAACGAGGCCGAGCCGGCUGUUGACGUGGAGGCGAUCAUUUCGUGCGCAGUGCUGCUCCGAGCAUCGCAUCCCAAUGUUACGCGAGGUGCUCGACCCGUGUACUUUUUCUCGUGCGUGUUUGCCUACUUUGUCGGGUUGAUGGCGACCUAUGCCACGCUUGUUGGCUCUGGCAAGGCCCAGCCAGCGCUGCUCUACCUCGUACCAAGCACACUCGGGUGCACGCUCCUUGUUGCCUGGUGGAGGCAUGAGCUGCCGCUUGUCUGGCGCGGCGUGCACAGUCUGACGGACGAGGUGUGGGAAGAGUACGAUCGCCUCCGUGCGGACGCCGCUGACGAGAACCGCACCUUCUCCAGUCGUGGCGGCAAUACCAACAUUGAGGAUGGUGCUACGUCGUCGUCGUCGUCGUCGUCGUCGUCUCGCGUCUCUGUGUCCAAUCGCGGUCGACCACGCAAGGAGAGUCUCGAUUCGGACGAUGCAGACACUGAGCGGCUGCUGUGACGGGCUGUUUGCGUCUUUUUGAACGUUCUAGAUUGAUAUUUUUGGUUGUGUUGAGUGAUUGUGUUUUUUUCUUCCCAAGUGUACAAAGUUCCUUGUCGC
Capsaspora owczarzaki ATCC 30864 is the source of this 1206-nucleotide messenger RNA. RefSeq lists its product as hypothetical. Gene Ontology annotation, cellular component: cytoplasmic side of endoplasmic reticulum membrane; lumenal side of endoplasmic reticulum membrane; Golgi-associated vesicle membrane. Gene Ontology annotation, molecular function: aspartic endopeptidase activity, intramembrane cleaving. The transcript is spliced from 3 exons. NCBI's taxonomy places the organism in Eukaryota, Filasterea, Ministeriida, Capsasporidae. Gene Ontology annotation, biological process: membrane protein proteolysis. The record is from RefSeq and is a predicted model, not a curated record. The coding region runs from base 280 to 1107 and encodes 275 amino acids.